Molecule: messenger RNA, 1266 nt
Organism: Megalops cyprinoides (Indo-Pacific tarpon)
Lineage: Eukaryota; Metazoa; Chordata; Actinopteri; Elopiformes; Megalopidae
Exons: 4
Coding region: 117-914 (265 amino acids)
Source: RefSeq, a predicted model, not a curated record
UCGAUCCACCCAGAUUGCAUCUGGUUCCAGAAACAGACCUCCUGUAUGUGCACAUUCAUUCAUGGAUUGCGAACAUCACAGCUAUAAAGAAGAUAGAGUACGAGAUUGAAGUUAAAAUGAAGACUGGCGUGGUAAUUUCUACAAAGAAAACAACACGCAACACUGAGAAAAUCCCUGCUCUGGAACCUGAGAAAGAAUACUGUGUUUCUGUAAUCUCAAAUAUCUGGAUUGAAAAGGAAAAAGACACACCUGAUAAGAAAUCAGAACCUGAAGAGUCCUGUACAUGGACUAAGACAGAUCAGAGGCACAUGCGGUUGGUUAUGCACGUAGCGCUAGGAUUAACCAUGACUCCGCUGCUGAUAUGUGCGCUGUUCCUCUAUUUGUGGGGAUACAAAUCGAUCUAUCGACCCAAGGCGGCCCUGCCUUUGAACCUCGUCUUCACAGCAGAGGAGCGCAAAACCUUGCAGAGCAAGUCUUACAUCGACCUGAAGAAGUACGACCCCGAUUCCAUGGGCGCUGCCCACGGAAACGAUAUCCACGCGAAGGCCAAAGCCAACCAUUACGUCAGGCUCCCGCGAAAAAUGCUGCUGUCAGAGGCCUCAAUCGUAAGCGACACUGACGUGUGUCCUGUGGAGUUCCUGAACCCGCCUAUUCUGCCGGAAGACGUGUGCCACACACAACAAUAUGCCCCUCAGUCCUGGGAAGACCCUCAGCCUGAACCAUCUUAUGGAACAGUGCAGUGUGGUCCCAGAUAUCAGAACACAGGUUGCUCCGGUGUAGACACGCCCCAUGACUACCGAAACAUGCCGAACGUGCACCAGCUCUCUGCUGCCGGUGUUGACCUAAAUACUGACUGCAAGUUGGCCUUAGGCCAUGAACCACUUUACACCAAUGCAGUGCACCGUUCUGAAUGAGCUCCAUCAUCCUGCAAUUUCUGUUAGUGUCGAGAGGGGGAGUUCCAUGGAUGAUUUGGGGCAACUGAAAAGGUGUUCUUACUUAUGGCAAUAUAUGUGGUACAUACUACAGUGUGUUGUGUAGGUUGUGGAGCUGGGCUUAGAACCAUAAGGCAGAAGACAUUUAAUUAUUUGAAGAGUGAACAUUUGAAGCUUUGAGCAUUUCAUUCCAUGUGAGAAGUUAUGCUCUUAACUUGAUACUUGCUUCAGUAUAUAGCCAGCUAUUUAAUUGGAUCCUGGUUGAAAUCGCUGUGAGAGAAUGUAAAAGUGUAACAUAUUGUAAAUAACUGCUCCUACUCAAAACUGAAAGCAC